AUGGCUGAUCAACCAAAUCCAUCCUUUGGUUCUGUGCUGACAAAGGAGGACACCAAUGAAAUGUUGGGGAUCACAGGAUUCAGUGAGAGGGAGCAACUGAAGGAAAUCGGUGUUAGUAUGGAAAUGGGGUUGGGGGCAUUGGGACUGAAGGCAGAUAAAUCCCAGGCCCUGAUAAGCUACAUCCCAGAGGAGCUAAGGCUGUGUCUUUCUGAUGAAGACACCGUCGAGCUGGGUGCUGCUGUCACUGCUCUGUCGGUUUCUAAUGGCCUGUGUUUCAACCAUGCAGGAAUUCACAUUAAUCCCGAGUUCAUCAAAGAUUCAAUGAGAUUUUACAGUUCUGAACCGCAGCUGCUGACUGGGAUAAACGCAAAGGACACAAACGCUAUUAACUCAUGGGUGCAGGAAAAAACAGGCGGGAAAAUUAAAACGUUCUUCAAUGAGGUUCCACACAACAUUGUUCUGCUGUUACUGAACGCCAUUCAUUUCAAAGGGUUAUGGCAAGUUCAGUUUGAUCCUCUCGCAACCGCCAGUGAUGUCUUCUACAAGGAGGAUGGGAGUUCUGUCCAGGUGGCGAUGAUGCAGCAUCCCAAAUACCCCCUCAGUAGUUUCCAUGAUGAUGACCUUCAGAUUGAGGUUGCCAGAUUAUCCUUCAAACAGAACAUGAGCUUUAUUGUUGUGAAGCCAAUGGGGACUGGAAAACUCGACAGCAUUGUGUCCAGACUGAACAUCUCGGAUCUACUGGCCCACAAAUUCAAGACUCGUCCAAUGCCAGUCCAGAUCCCAAAACUCAACAUCAACUUUGAUGUCGAACUAAACAAAGCCUUGAAGAACCUUGGCCUGGGCAAACUGUUCUCGAACCCUGACCUGCGCAGGAUCUCACCCAUGCCCCUGAUUGUGUCCAGUAUUCAGCAUAAGGCGAUGAUGGAGCUGAAGGAGGAGGGAGUACAGGCUGCUGCUAGCACAGGCAUUGCUGUCAAUCGCUCCUUCAUGAAGUGUACCAUCAAUCGACCAUUCUUCUUCAUCAUCCGCGAUGACAUCUCUGGAAUCCCCAUCUUCCUUGGGACCAUCAAAGACCCAAAACCACAACUUCAGGCUGGAACCCAGGAGAAAUUGGUGGUGAAUCUUGAGAGAAUGAGGAAGGUAAAAGAGACGAUGAAUCCCAAAUGAGAUCUCAGCUGGGAUCUGUUGGCAGCAUCUGGUGUCACUCUGAUCUGGUGACAUCAGGUUGGAGUUUUUUUUAAACAAAUGAAUAAACAAUAAUUCACACUC
Molecule: messenger RNA, 1269 nt
Organism: Chiloscyllium plagiosum (whitespotted bambooshark)
Lineage: Eukaryota; Metazoa; Chordata; Chondrichthyes; Orectolobiformes; Hemiscylliidae
Source: RefSeq, a predicted model, not a curated record